AUGAUUCGAGUAGAAACGAUUUUUGUAUGGGUGUGUUUGCUGGUUAGUGUACCCAUUUGGGGACAUAAUCCAAUUAGUUUACGAGCUUCUGCAGCACUUCGCGGCAUUCAAGUUGGAACUGCAGUCGUAGUUGAUUACAUACGAGAAAAAGCUGAUUUCAACGAUUACGCUAGCAAAAUUCAGAGAGAUGCUACAAUAAUCGUCACAGAGAAUGAUUUCAAACUGAAGCGUAUCUGGUUAGGUGACGGCAAAUACGAUUGGAAUAAUACUGAUUUUCUUGUGGGUUCAACAGCUAAUUCUACAGGCUGGGCUCAACAGAAUCUGAUGGCUGUACGAGGACAUACUUUAAAUCAGGAGUCUUCAAUAACAUCAGAGAAAGCCAGAUUACUGUUGACUGAUUACAUUCAUACUUUAGUUAGUCGUUAUCGCGGCAAAAUACUUGUAUGGGAUGUUGUCAAUGAAGCACUCAACUCUACGGAUACUUCCAACCCGUUGAACUUACGCGACAGCUUUUGGCUAAGAAAACUUGGCCCAGAUUACCUUAAAAUAGCUUUUUUAACCGCGCGCGCAGCUGAUCCGAAUGCAAAACUUUACUACAAUGACUUUGGCAUCGAAAGCACUGGACUGAAGACUACGAGAACUAUCGAUCUAAUCAAGUGGGUAAGAUCACAAGGAGCUACCGUUCAUGGUGUUGGUAUGCAAUGGCAUAUCGAUUCGUCGAGAUCAGUUACACCUGGCGAUGGACAUUAUCAAAAUCGGUCAGAUCUUUACAAACAAGCUGCUCUCUAUCGAGCUGUUUUGAACUACGCCAUUCAUUUCUAUCCCGAAUGCAAAGCGUUUCUCACAUGGGGUUUCACAGAUCGUUACAGUUGGCUUCCCGAUUAUCAUAAAUAUAAGAAAGGUGCUGGUUUACCAUUGGAUUGGAUGUAUCGGCCGAAACCCGCCUAUUUAGAAAUACAAGAACUGAUGACUCGUGUUGUUAUUGAUGGAGUCUACCGGCUUUCACCUCAAUUACAACCAGAUAAAUGUCUCGGUGCCGGUAUGAGUAACAAUGUUCAACUUUAUGGUGGCAGCUGUGGUGAUAGCAAUAAAAGAUGGAAUAUAACUUGGCUCGGCGAUGGAAGUUAUCGGUUUUCACUACUGAGUAAUCCAAAUCUUGUUCUUGCUAGUCAUAAUGUAUCAACAUCUCGUGGAUAUCUUCAAACGAAUUAUAUCAGUCAACGAUGGGCGUUUUCUGCUAAAGGUAAUAGUACAUUUCGUAUCGUACUUUAUACUGCAUGGUGGAAAGUCAUGACUUUGGACGAUACAUCGGACGUCAGUGUUGUGAGUUAUGCGAGCGGUAAAUUUCAACAUUGA
This is a messenger RNA of Adineta ricciae, 1356 nucleotides long. NCBI's taxonomy places the organism in Eukaryota, Metazoa, Rotifera, Eurotatoria, Adinetida, Adinetidae. The record is from the annotation of a GenBank genome assembly.